Molecule: messenger RNA, 420 nt
Organism: Colletotrichum higginsianum IMI 349063
Lineage: Eukaryota; Fungi; Ascomycota; Sordariomycetes; Glomerellales; Glomerellaceae
Exons: 1
Coding region: 1-420 (139 amino acids)
Source: RefSeq, a predicted model, not a curated record
AUGCCUCGUCCUCUCUCUCUCUCUCUCUCUCUCUCUCUCUCUCUCUCUCUCUCUCUCUCAGAGGACGUCUGGUACGGAUUCGGUUCACAGGCAGGCCAAAGGGGGAACAAAACCCCUAUUCGACUUGGGUUUCCAGAGAAUCGAUGCACACCCUCGAUUCUUGCGACUGAACGUGUGAAUGUCCGCGACGUCCUAGGUUUUCUGCCAGGCGGAAAUGAAGUAAGCAGCUGCAGAUGCACGUGCCGUGCAGUGCAGCGCAGGAAGGCAGUGCAGCGCAAGCGUGAGCGCCCCAGUCCCGCCGAAGACCGUGAUGCUUUUGGCACAAAACGAAUCCGGGGGGGUGCGAUUCUGCGCAACAACCGAUUUCCUGGCGUUUUUAGCCUGACCGAAGAGCACGGGCUAGCUAGUGGUGAUGGCUAA